This is a messenger RNA of Amphibalanus amphitrite, 3752 nucleotides long. Its product is annotated as bicaudal D-related protein homolog. The transcript is spliced from 11 exons. Lineage: Eukaryota; Metazoa; Arthropoda; Thecostraca; Balanomorpha; Balanidae. The record is from RefSeq and is a predicted model, not a curated record. Bases 1370 to 3076 code for a protein of 568 amino acids.
AUAUUUUUUUAUUUUACAGAGUUGAAAAGUAUUUAACCUACAUGCUGCACAUACUCUUUUAAUUUUUACCGUAACUCUAAAUGGACACUGAGCCAGGUCUAAAGGCUAAAACUAAUUUGAAGAAUCCCAAAACGUACCCGUAAACCGCACUUAUUUCGGAAGGAUAGUGUAUUUAUCGCCUUGGAUUGCACCAGGGCACAUUGAAGACUUAUCAACUUGACCAGCCAUAUGCUCUGUCACCGCUCCUGCAUUGUCAUUGCAGAACACAGCAAAAAGGCGUGGGUUUCGUAACGUUACUCAGCGCUCAGGGCCGAACGCUGCAAGGCAUGACAUCCUGCAAGCCAGUAUAAGCGAGAAAAAAAAACAGAUUUCAUCAAUUUACCUCACUCUCCGCGGGCCCGGCCCAGCCGAGCGCGGAGGUCAAGCAGUGCGAACGAACGCCACCCUGCGAAUGCCGUUUGCAGAGGCGGCUGCAAGUGGCAUGCAAAAGCCAGUGUUGCAAUGCAAGUCAGUUCCAGCUCAGCGACGAAUCGAGAUUCGGACGACCAUGAAACGGUUAUUGCCUGUUUCCGAACGCUGAUAGAUUUCAAGCAAUGCAAACUCGACAUAGAAUAGGAUGAAUAUUUCACGAAAGAAUUCUUAUUGCAAACUGCGCGAGUCGGGUGGUUUCGCCGAGAAACAAAGCACAAACACAUUUCGUCUUCAUCCCAAACUCUGGCCGACACUUCGAUCUCUUCUUCAACACCAAAUAGCGAGAGCCGCCUGCCCCAAUCCUCCAGGUAACACGGGCGACCUAUACCGGAAGUCGGAUACCUGGGACCGACCGUAAGGCAUCUCACGAGUCGCCCCGGCUCUAUCCGGUUCCCCUUUCAAACCGACCGCCACCGUGGGAGCGUAGACUCGCCGCGAGUGACUCGACGCCAUCGGCGCCGGCCGCGCCGACUAGCGAGCGGACCGGGCGGCCGCCAGGUGUGCCGGUCGGCGGCGGCGGCGGCGGCGGCGGCGGCAGCGGUGGCGUCAGUUCACAGGUGUCAGCCAUCGGGGUGGCGCGUGCGUCCUGUCAGCGACGGUCGUCCAGGGCGACGCUCGGCGCGGGUGACGGCCUCGGGAUGUGUGCGGCGCGACGCCAGCGGUGUCGACUGACCAUUCAGUGACGAAGCGGCCACGAGGAGGUGGCAAGGUGGUUACGAGGUUGUCAACCACCCAGUGACGGAGAAGUGACAACUCCGCGGUUAGUGAGUGAUUGAGUGCAAAGUGACGAGCGGCUCUGCCGUCGCUUGCCGAGGUAGGGUGACCUAUUGACGAGGCAGUGACAGGUCCCUCACGAGACGGUCUCGACUCUCGAGCCACUCACGAGUCGCGUGACACGAUGGCGAACCAGGCCGACUACCUGGAGGAAUACAUCAGUGCGAUGGAGUCCCGGGACGAGCCGGAAUCUGGCGACGUUUACUCCCAGCUGCGGCAGAAGGAGAACGAUCUGGUGCUGGCCGCCGAGCUCGGCAAGGCACUGCUCGAGAAAAAUGAGGCCCUCAGCAUGGAGAACGAACGCAUGGCGGAGGAUUACUCCAAACACCUCGAGGAGCUGGAGCAGGAGAAGCACACCCUCCGCCGAAAGAUGACGACCAUGGAGAGCGAAUACGAAACCCAGAUACUCCAGCUACAGUCCGACCUCGGCACGCUCAAACAAGAGAUGGAGGAGGAACACCACUCGGGGAAGAACGCCGCCAAGCAGCGCUCCCAGAUCAUCUCAGAGAUUACCGAGCAGAACCAGCGGCUCACCCGGCAACUGCGAGACGCCAUCAAGAACGAGGAGCAGCUGAACCUGCAGUUGCAGCAGAUGCGGAGUCAGCAGGACCUGCGGCGAUCCAGCAUCAACGAUCACAUGUCACACAUGGAGAUUAUGCGAGACGAGAUAAACAUCCUGACUGACAAGCGUCUAGAGCUGGAGCGGCGGGUACAGUCACUGCUGGAGGAGCGGGAGACGCUGACAUCGCAGCUGGACGAGGCCUCAGAGCGGGUGCUGCUUCUGGAGCGAAUCGGCCGGGAGCAGAGCGGCCAGCUGCGGCAGACGCAAAGAGAGGUGGGCGAGCUAGCGGCGACCAACACGUCUCUGACGGACCGACUGGAGGUGCUGAGCCGUCACUCGAGUCCCAGCACGGCUCACACCAGCCUGAUGAACGAACUGGACAUGUCGGCCGAUGAGGGCAUUAGCUCCGGCUCUCACCUACAAACAGAGAACCUUCUGAACCUCGACGACGACGUCGAAUGCGACGAGCCUCUGGUGCCCCAGACCGACGCCCAGGUGCUACGCGAGCUCAAGAAGGAGGUGCUGGAUGUGUGCCAGCAGAUGAAGACGCUGACGGAGCGCAGCAGGGGUGCGCAGAGGAACUCACUCACAUCUCUGGAUACCAACUCGUCAGAUGAUGUGCCCCUGCAUAAGGUUAAGGCUGGACUACUCCAGGAGGCGUUCAAGGAGCUCCAGGGUCGCGUUCACGACCUUCUCCGGCCACGGACCGGUGCGUGUGAGACGUGCGGCCGCGACUCUCAGCUUCAGAUGGAGAUUGACCUUCACGCGGUGCAGGAAAAGUACGACGCCUUGGAGAAGAGGCACGGCCAGCAGUCGGAGACGCUCAAACGCCAGGCCGAGGAGCUGUCCAGACACAUGCACCAGCUGACGAUGAAGGAGAAGCAGUAUGACGCCCUGAAGGAGGAGAGGGACAUCCUGAAGGAGGAUCUGAACAGCACACACCUCUCCAAGGAGGAGCUCAUCAAAAAGGCGUGGGAGGUGCGAGAUAAGGCUGUGGCUCGGAAGAACGCCACAGAGAUCGACCUGGCGCGCGCGAGAAUCGACGUGAUGCAGAUCAAUUCUCAGCUGCUCGAGUCGAUUCAGCAGAAGGUGGAGCUCUCGUGCCAGCUGGAUCAGUGGCAGUCGGACAUGCAGCAGCUGCUGGACGAACAGAUGAAGAAGAAGCUCAGCCAGAUCGAGGGCGCCUCCGACUCCGACUCCAGCACCACCGGCGCCACCACGCCGGGCAGACACAAAAAAUCCAUCCUGGGCAUUUUCAGUCGCUCGUAGCGCCGCCGCGCGGGCAGACUGGAACCUUACGUGUAAUAUUCACCGCUGGGUGGCGCCGCGGUCGGCCGCCCGGCGGCGACCGCCCCUCGCCCAGAGGACCAUGUGAUAUGUGGAACAUUCCAUGACGAUAUGACUAUUGUGCUUGAAAUGUGUGCGCUGCUGAUGUGUCUUUCUCCUGCGGGGGAUGAUCUGAGGUCGAGUUUGCCGUUAUGGAGGUAUAUUUUCGGAAUGUUGUGAGCGGCUGAUGAGUUGUGACACACGUUCAGACCAUGGACGUUCAACCUCCGUCGGACGCAGGGUGACUUCUUCCACGGACGAGGAGUGCCUAUCCGAGCUGGUGUGUCGGCCGCUGCUGGCCGUUUCUGAGGCUGCAGUGUUCGAUGGGCGCUCGUGGCGGCGUCGGUACAGCAAUAGGAGGCUGCAGCUGGGCUCACGGUGCUGCCGGGAUGCGGCUGGGCCCGCCCCUAUAGGUCUCUGCCUCCGAUAUGGUGUCGCAUUUGUCACUGGCCGUGCCUCUAUUGCAUUAAACUCUCGUCACGCCUCGUCGGUCGGACACGUCAGUAAAUCCACGCCUAAAUUGACCGAGAUGGGCACAUGGCAUCGGUGCGGUGUCCGCUGGCGGCGUAGAUGUAACAAUGUAGCUUUGUAUGAGAAAUACACUGGCUAGCUCUGCACA